This is a messenger RNA of Physella acuta, 567 nucleotides long. RefSeq lists its product as uncharacterized. The record is from RefSeq and is a predicted model, not a curated record. Lineage: Eukaryota; Metazoa; Mollusca; Gastropoda; Physidae.
GUUUUUGAGAUGUGUGUGGAACUUUCAUAAAUUGGUAGAUCUAGAUUCUAUUUCUAACUGAGAAAGGAGAGCGUCUUUUAAAAAAUGACAAGCUUUCUGCUGUUUCUGUUGAAAGUCUUUGUAUCUUUGAACUGUUGUAUACAGAAAUCUAAAGCUAUCAGCUCGUCUUUAGGAACCAAGUUUUACUUCGUUGUACCGAAUGACGUAGAAACUAAAGUAGAGAGCCAGGAAGUUUUAGUAUAUUUAUUUACACUGUCCACAAAAGAUGUUGAAAUUGAUCUGACCAGUCCUUGGUUUGAUGGGGAACAGUUGAAUAUACAUCAAGUUUUACGAAGGCUUCAAGUUCAUUCGAUACAGAUACCUACUACACAUAUAUCAACUCAACAAAUAGGGACACAGUACACCUACAAAAUUGUUGGUGCAAGGAAAUUUGGCGUCAUCGUUUUCGAGGUCGCUAUGAAAACGUCAGCCGAUUCUUUCACGCUGGUGCCAGUCGAAGGCUGGGGAAAAAAAUAUGUUGCAUGGGCGCUAAAGUACAAAAACAGUAGUUUAUUUACAACUGCUUAA